Molecule: messenger RNA, 2931 nt
Organism: Eublepharis macularius
Lineage: Eukaryota; Metazoa; Chordata; Lepidosauria; Squamata; Eublepharidae
Product: zinc finger protein 665-like
Exons: 6
Coding region: 139-2457 (772 amino acids)
Biological process (GO): regulation of DNA-templated transcription
Molecular function (GO): RNA polymerase II cis-regulatory region sequence-specific DNA binding; DNA-binding transcription factor activity, RNA polymerase II-specific
Source: RefSeq, a predicted model, not a curated record
UGAGGAAGGGGGGCGAGGCAGCCCCGGAGGACUUUUUGAAUAGAGGAGGUCAUAGAUCAAGCUCCUGCCUUGAUAGAAGAAUCUGACAGGAGGAAGGCGAUCCACUUAUGCAAUUGGAGGCUGUCUGGAGAGGAGGGGAUGGUGAGGGGAAAGCUGGACUCAAUUAAUCCGGAAGUAAGAAAAGGCCCUGUUGUCACCAAGGCUGGGAGCAGACGGGAAAUGCAGGAAGGAACCUUACAGAAGAGCUUGGGGGAGGAUUUCCCCCCUCCAGAUGUGCAGCAUCAGCAAUUCCAGCACUUCUGUUACCAGGAGGCCGAAGGGCCCCGAAAGGUUUGCAGCGAACUCCACCGCCUUUGCCUCCAGUGGCUGAAGCCAGAAAGGCACAGCAAGAAGGAGAUCCUGGACCUAGUGAUACUCGAUCGAUUCCUGACCAUCCUACCCCCAGAGAUGGAGAACUGGGUCAGGGAAUGUGGGCCAGAGAGCAGUUCCCAGGCAGUGGCCCUGGCAGAAGGGUUCCUCCUGAACAACGCAGAAGAUGAGAAUCGAGACCAGGAGGUACAGGAAUGGACCGAGCGUUACCCUGGAGCAGCUUUUCUGGGCAAGGCCUUGAAACCAACAAUAAAUUCUUUACCAAUUCUUCAUGGCAGAAAUAAAGCAAGUUCUACGUGGCCAGAGCAGGGUCCAGUGACCUUCGAGGACGUGUCUGUUCACUUCACUGAGGAGGAGUGGGCUCUACUGGAUGCAGAAAAAAGAAGCCUUCACAAGGAAGUCAUGGAGGAGAAUUUUCAGAAUGUGGCCUCUCUGGAGAUUGAUGGUCCCCAGAGAAUGCCUGAAGGAGAACCACAACAACUCCAAUUGGAAGAGAAGCAGCAGAGGAGAAGUAACGGGACAAAACAGAAGAGGAGAGAUGAAUCAUCCGUUCAACGAAUUAACAGAGGGAAAAAACAAUAUAAAUGCUUGGAGUGUGGAAAAGGCUUUUCUCGGAAUCAAAACCUUACUGACCAUCAACGAAUCCACACAGGAGAAAAGCCAUAUAAAUGUGUGGAGUGUGGGAAGAACUUCGUUCAGAGCUCCAAACUUACUGUCCAUCGACGAAUCCACACAGGGGAGAAACCGUAUAAAUGCAUGGAGUGUGGGAAGAGCUUUGUUCGGAGCUCCCAACUUGCUUCCCAUCAACGAACUCACACAGGAGAGAAGCCAUAUAAAUGCAUGGAGUGUGGGAAGACCUUUGCUUGGCAGGCAGGCUUUAAUCUCCACUGUCGAAUCCACACAGGGGAGAAACCAUAUAAAUGUGUGGAGUGUGGAAAGAGCUUUGCUCAGAAUGAAACCCUUACUAUCCAUCGACGAAUCCACACAGGGGAGAAACCAUACAAAUGCAUGGACUGUGGAAAGAGCUUUGCUAAGAACACAAGUCUCACUGACCAUCGACGAAUCCACACAGGGGAGAAACCAUAUAAAUGCGUGCAGUGUGAUAAGAGGUUUGCUUGGAAAACAGAACUUACUGUCCAUCGACAAAUCCACACAGGAGAGAAACCAUAUAAAUGUGUGGACUGUGGAAAGAGCUUUGCUAGGAAUACAGAACUUACUUCCCAUCGACGAAUCCACACAGGAGAAAAACCAUAUAAAUGUGUUGAGUGUGGAAAGAGGUUUGCUUGGAGUGUACAGCUUACUGCACAUGAAUCAAUCCACACAGGGGAGAAACCGCAUAAAUGCAAGGAGUGUGGAAAGAGUUUUGCUCGAAAUGCAGAUCUUACUCUCCAUCGAAGAAUCCACACAGGGGAGAAACCAUACAAAUGUAUGGACUGUGGAAAGAGCUUUGCUAAGAAUACAUGUCUCACUGUCCAUCGACGAACCCACACAGGGGAGAAACCAUAUAAAUGCAUGCAGUGUGAUAAGAGCUUUGCUCGGAAUCCAGAACUUACUGUACAUCAACGAAUCCACACAGGGGAGAAACCAUAUAAAUGUGUGGAGUGUGGGAAGAGCUUUCCUAAGAAUGGAAGCCUUAUUGCUCAUCGACGAAUCCACACAGGUGAGAAACCAUAUAAAUGUGUGGAGUGUGGAAUGAGAUUUGCUUGGGGUACACAGCUUAAUGCACAUAAACCAAUCCACACAGUGGAGACACCACAUAAAUGCAUGGAGUGUGGGAAGAGCUUUGCUCGAAAUGAAGACCUUACUCUCCAUCGACAAAUCCACACAGGGGAGAAACCAUACAAAUGCUUGGACUGUGGAAAGAGCUUUGCUAAGAACACUGUUCUCACUGUCCAUCAACGAAUCCAUUCAGGGGAGAAACCAUAUAAAUGUGUGGAGUGUGGGAAGAGCUUUGCUUCGAAUGGAAACCUUACUGUCCAUCGACGAAUCCACACAGGGGAGAAACCAUAUAAAUGUAUGGAGUGUGGGAAGGACUUUGCUCGGAGUGGAGGCCUUACUGCUCAUCAACGAAUCCACAGAAAGGAAUAAGGAUAUAAAUUUGUGGAGUGUGGAAAAAGCUUUGGUAAAAGGAUAAAACUUACAACCCAUUGAGAUAUCUACAUGAGAGAAACCAUAUAAAUACGUGGCGUGUGGAAAGAACUUUACUUGUAAUGCAGACCUUUAUCGAUGAAUCCACACAGGGGAGUAACCAUAUAAUUGUCUGGAACAUGGGAAGAGCUUUGCUUGGAAUGCAGACCAUACUCUCCAUCAACAAAUCUGUAUGUGGGAGAAACUAUAUAUAUGCAUGGAUUGUGGAAAGAGCUUUGCUUGGAAUGCAGAUCUUAAGCAUAAGAACAUAAGAACAUAAGCAAAGCCAUGUUGGAUCAGGCCAGUGGCCCAUCCAGUCCAACAUUCUGUCACACACAGUGGCUAGAAAUCCAGUGCCAUCUAAAGGACUGUCAGUGAGGCCAGGACACCAGAUGCCCUCCCACUGCCUUCCUUCCAGCACCAAGACAACAGAGC